AAUAAUGAAGGCCUCUCUUCCAACCUUGACGAAAGCUUUAUUUGAUACAAUCUGUUUGAACCGUAAUUUCUUGGUAUCGUCAAAAGAGAAAUGUUAUCCAUUCGCCGCAUGGCUACCGAGGCUAGUUCUCAAUUUACCUCUACUUCAAUCUCAAAAGCUGCAGCAGACUCGAURCCUCAAUCUCUCGCGCAACCAUGAAUUGGAAUUAUAGCACUGACAAUGGAAAUGAAAACGGAAACCAAGAAUGUCACACAAUGUUUUCCAAUAGAAAAAGAAACUCCAGUUCUAAAAACGCGAGCACUGAGCUGUCAUCGAACAAGGAUGGCGUACCUUUGAUGAUGUUUGAGAAUCUGCGGGUUGGGCCCACCACUGCCGCUGCCUCUGCUGCUCCUACCACUGACAGCGACUAUGGCGUCGAUCGAACUUUCCUUCCCUCGCUCAUCCAACCACAGAAAYCGCAAGAGCGACAGCGAUCGAUCCCACCGGCCACCCAUUUGAACGGUAACAGAGAUCACAUCACUACCACCAAYAGUAGUGGCAACAACUACCACGAGCACAGCAGGAGAAACGUCCCAACCCCCCCAUCUCAUCGCCAGAGUCCAUCCAGGAGCACCCAUGACCACAACAAUCGACGGCGAUCAAGACCAGAGCAUCACCAUUACUAUUACCAUCAACMUCACCAUCACUAUCAUCAACACGAAACCCAAUUGAAGGAGCCUCCAGCAUACUCGAUCWCUCCCAAUGCUGUUGUAAUCCAAGGAAACGACUCGAACAAAAGUUACCCCAAAACGAAGGACCCUCCGAAGCCUGGCCCUGCUCUACCAUCCAUCUACAAAAAAGAUAGUUCGGAUUGUCUACUACYGAGUCAUAGCAAUCGGGACAAAAACAAGAAUAGGAACAACCACGACUGCCUUGCACACGACCAGGUUCCCCGACCAGCAGAGCCAUUGUCUUCUCAAAUGCAUCGAAAGGAUUCCUCGAUUCCUCGAGCGAUCAAUCUUUCUUUCGAAAGACCAAACGAUCCAACCAGUUCGCUACCAGCUGUGCCGGCGAUUUCGCCUAUAUCGUUCUCCCCUUCCAUCUUUCGAAAGAGGACUGCGGCCGGUCCUCUUUACCCCUCGGGGGACGCCAUCCAAGAGCAACUCUCUAGAACAGCCCAAGAGUUUCUUCCCAGGAGCGUCAUUCUCCCCUCGACCACACAGACAGGCGGCGAUAUACCGGGCAACCCAAGCGAAAACCAAGAUGCAAUGGCUGCUGCUACUACCUCUCAUUAUUCGACACAAGUCGACCYGCGGUCUCGGCUCGAGACCCGCCCCCAAAAGCCCCUUCGCUUUGAUUCUUUCUACCCUUCUGUAUCGCAACAGAAGCAGCAAGCCAGACCAAGAAGCCCACUCCAGCAGCCACGUAAUCUCCGCACAAUUCCUCAACAGCAGGUACAACAACAUAUACAGCAGCAGGUGUUCCCCUGUCCAAUGCCACUUGGGAAUGGUAUUACAAACGGCACCGCCACAAGCAUCCACUCCAAGACAAAUUCUCGCGAGAGAAAGAUCCUGAUURGUACGCAGCGGGAGUACAAUCUAGAAGCGCUGCUACCAACGAUCCAAAAACAGCAUCAUAAGMAGGGCAACGGAAACGGACCUUCACAGCAAGCGGACACCGCAGGGAAUUACCGGUUCAGCAACGUUCCAAAAGCUAAUCCUUUCCCGAAUCCACCAGCCAACAUUGCUAUCGCCAAGAACACUGAAGAGAAAGAGGUGUUUUCGCAGUAUCUCUCGCAGGAUCCAUCGCUGCCAAUACCUUUAUCGUCCUCGAAUCCCAGCAAUAUUCCCAGUGUUAGUCACGCSCCGAACCAGCUCACAAACGUCGAUGCUGCUACGAGAACUGAAGCUAUCUUGCGGAGGCCACCACCGACCUCAUCGUUCUCGAAAUCUGUCAAGGUGGAAAUCUAUCCCGGCGUCUUUCAUGUCCUCCGGAUURGCAAGGGGAUCACGUUGGYCGUAGAUCGAAGUUUUGCGGUKUCCUGUACCUGCGUUGCUUGUACCACGAAGCACAUGUGCAUUGCCGAUGCGGCCUACACGAUUUGCCCUUCGUGCCUCGUGGUAUAUUCCCUGACAGAAGGUCUUCCMGACAGCGGGCUCGGUACAGCUAGUCGCUGGGGUGUUGCUAUGGGUUUCAUCUAGGUAUGUAAAGUAUUCAAUCGGUUACCAAUCGAAUGGUGUCAAYAUAUUUUAUGGGUUCUUGCCAAUUUGGGACGAAAGAGCAAGUGGACCGGAUUAGACAAUCCCACUAGUGCACGAAUUACGGGCUUCUAUARCAAAUUAGGAAGGAUUCUACUGGUGACUUUCAACACAAAUGCUUGCAUAGCACAAUCUAUUUCAUGGYGUGCGGCCUGCAGUUGCAGUAGAGUGAUGUUAUACCUUCGCUGUUUCGCUCCCUCUGCCACUGUUCUUAAGGGUUUGUAUCGAAUAUAAUAUCUUGAACCGAGCUGGCCGUACAGUUGCUUGCAAGUUUUCUGAUGUUCAAUAGUAUUAAGCAUAACGAGUUGAUUUUACACUAAUGCUUUACAUCUGAAAUAUUUUGCACAGGAACAUACCACGUAUCUACAAAAGAAUGCAUGAGUUCUUUUUCUCGCCGCCAACAAAGGAUCAUCGAAACCAUGAAUGGUCUUCAAAAAUAAUUUGAAAUUYGAAAC
This is a messenger RNA of Pseudo-nitzschia multistriata, 2692 nucleotides long. The record is from the annotation of a GenBank genome assembly. NCBI's taxonomy places the organism in Eukaryota, Bacillariophyta, Bacillariophyceae, Bacillariales, Bacillariaceae.